CCCGGCUAGACCUGGGGACGUGGAAUGGUUCCUGUAUCUCCCCGAGGGUUCCCACUUGGCCUUCAGUAGGGGUCAAGACGCAGGGACUUGUACCAAAGGGGAGAAAAACCGGGCUCUACCUGAGGCCCCUAGGACCUCCGUCUCCCAAUGUCGGAGGUUCCCUCCCAGGAAUCCGCCACGUGACGGAUUCUAGGAGGCAGCCCUCCUAGAGCAGAAGAAACCUUUAAGUGCCUUGGCUGCGAAGAUGCCGCCUUCCCUGCCUUCCCUGCUGCUGCGGCUUGUGAUGCUGCUACUGCUGCUACUGUCCCAGACAGAGGCUCGCUCCUUCGUAGUGGAUCGGCAACAUGACAGAUUCCUCCUGAACGGAGUCCCGUUCCGCUAUGUUUCUGGCAGCCUGCAUUACUUUCGCGUACCGCGGGUACUUUGGGCCGACCGGCUUCUCAAGAUGCGUUUGAGCGGCCUCAACGCUGUACAGUUUUACGUGCCCUGGAACUACCAUGAGCCGGAGCCUGGGGUCUAUAACUUUAACGGCAGCCGGGACCUCGUUGCCUUUUUGAAUGAGGCAGCUAGAGCGAACCUGUUGGUCAUUCUGAGACCAGGACCUUACAUCUGUGCAGAGUGGGAGAUGGGAGGUCUCCCAUCUUGGUUGCUUCGAAAACCUAAUAUUCGUCUGAGAACCUCCGAUCCAGCUUUCCUUGCUGCUGUGGACUCCUGGUUCAACAUCUUGCUACCCAAGAUAUAUCCAUUUCUCUACCACAAUGGGGGCAACAUCAUUAGCGUUCAGGUGGAGAAUGAAUAUGGUAGCUACAGGGCCUGUGACUUCAAGUAUAUGAGACACUUGGCUGGCCUCUUCCGGGCAUUACUAGGAGACAAGAUCUUGCUCUUCACCACAGAUGGGCCUCAAGGACUCAAAUGUGGUUCCCUCCAGGGACUCUAUACCACUAUAGAUUUUGGCCCAGCUGACAACAUUACCAAAAUAUUUUCCUUGCUUCGGAAUUACGAACCCCAUGGGCCAUUGGUGAACUCUGAGUACUAUACAGGCUGGCUGGAUUACUGGGGCCAAAACCACUCCACCCGGUCCAGCCUGGAUAUAGCCCAAGGACUGGAAAAGAUCCUCCAGUUGGGAGCCAGUGUGAACAUGUACAUGUUCCAUGGAGGUACUAACUUUGGAUACUGGAAUGGUGCUGACGAGAAGGGGCGCUUCCUUCCAAUUACUACCAGCUACGACUACGAUGCACCCAUAUCUGAAGCAGGGGAUCUCACACCUAAGUUUUUUGCACUUCGAAAUGUCAUCAGCAAGUUCCAGGAAAUUCCUUUGGGACCUUUACCUCCCCCCAGCCCCAAGAUGAAGCUUGGACCUCUGACUAUGAACCCGGAUGGGAAUUUGCUGUCUUUCCUAGACUUUCUCUGUCCCCACGGCCCAAUCCGUUCAGUUUUGCCAUUGACCUUUGAGGCUGUGAAGCAGGACCAUGGCUUUAUGCUAUACCGGACCUAUCUGACUUUCACUGUUUUUGAACCAACACCAUUCUGGGUGCCAAAUAAUGGAGUUCAUGACCGUGCCUAUGUGAUGGUGGAUGGGGUAUUCAAGGGUGUCCUGGAACGGAACUUGAAACAGGAACUAUAUUUGACUGGGAAUGUGGGGGCCAAGCUGGAUAUAUUGCUAGAGAAUAUGGGGAGGCUCAGUUUUGGGUCUAACCACAGUGACUUCAAGGGCCUGUUAGAAACACCACUUCUUGGGCAGACUCUCCUCACCGAGUGGACUAUGUUCCCUCUCAAGAUUGAUAAGCUUAUAAGGUGGUGGUUCCCCCUGCAGCUGGUCAAAAGAGCACAGCCUCAAGUUUUUUCUGUUCCUGCCUUCUAUUCCACAACAUUUUCAGUGUUAGGCAAACUUGGAGACACAUUUCUGCAUCUAUCUGGAUGGACCAAGGGUCAAGUAUGGAUCAAUGGGUUUAACUUGGGCCGGUACUGGACAAAGCGGGGUCCACAGCAGACCCUAUAUGUGCCAAGACAUCUGCUGCUUAAUAGAUCGAUCAACAAAGUCACAUUGCUGGAGCUAGAAAACAUGCCACGUGAGCCCACAAUCCAAUUUUUGGAUAAGCCUAUCCUCAAUAGCACUUUGCACUGGGGCUAUACCUAUUUUCUCUCAGAAACACAAAGUUCAUAUGAACCAAUGGAAUUAAGUGGGCACUGAAAGAAAGAUGACCCUUGAAUCUGGGACACAGGGCAAGAUCCUUUGGUGCUGGUCACAGUGGCCAUAAAGAAUCAAAAGCUACAAUCCCACCGAAUGUAAGUACAGAUACAGUUUUCUUGCCAAA
Microtus oregoni (creeping vole) is the source of this 2315-nucleotide messenger RNA. RefSeq names its product galactosidase beta 1 like (gene Glb1l). Bases 245 to 2191 code for a protein of 648 amino acids. The transcript is spliced from 17 exons. Gene Ontology annotation, cellular component: vacuole. Lineage: Eukaryota; Metazoa; Chordata; Mammalia; Rodentia; Cricetidae. Gene Ontology annotation, molecular function: beta-galactosidase activity. The record is from RefSeq and is a predicted model, not a curated record. Gene Ontology annotation, biological process: carbohydrate metabolic process.